AUUGUAGCACUUAAUUUGAUUUAUUUUACAGGCCAGAACGAAUCGAAGUCUGAAUCGUUUGCUACCUUAGAAAAUGAGUUAUUUUAUACGGAUCCAAGGCAUCGGCUAUCGCUAGCUUAUGAAAAGCUGCACUCAAUACCAAAAUUCCUGCUACAUGAACUAUCGCCCAUUAUUAAAACGUUGGAUAUAAGUCACAAUGAAUUUGACAAUAUUGACUUUGCGGGAGAAUUCAAACAAUUAACAAUGUUUAUCUGUGAUCACAAUAAUAUUACCUCAACAACGCACAUUCCUUACAUGCCCCAAUUGGAAUUGCUAUGGAUGAACCAUUGCAAGAUAGCCGAACUGUAUCCAUGGGCGAAGAGGUUACAACAGGCUUGUCCGAACUUAAGGCAUUUGUCGUUAAUGGGGAACCCAGCGGCUCCGUCGUACCUUAACGGCGGAACAUUUUAUGAGUAUUUACAAUACAGGUUAUUUAUGAUUUCGUUAUUCCCAACGUUGGUUCAUUUGGAUGAUAAAGUCGUUACCGAUGACCAAAGAGCUGAAGCGCAUCGAUUAUACAAAAGGCCAUUUUUUGAAAGGGUUACAUCGAAAACAACUACGACCCUACCUACAUACUUAAGAUCUGUGACGGAUAAAGUUUCUGAAAUUUUGACACCACUACCGACGCUCUCGUUAAAUAACCAAAAAAACUUAAUUAUUUAAACAAUUGUACUUUAUAAUUAUGCAACAUUUAUAAUUUUUAGUUACAAGAACGUGACAACAUUGUAUUUUAAAUUAUAACAGAGAAAUCAAACCACGUAUGGAAAUGUAAGUCUGUGUAUAUGUAGAUAUGUGCACAUAAAAAAGUCCUUAAAAACACCGGUAA
Messenger RNA from Photinus pyralis (common eastern firefly), 865 nucleotides. Its product is annotated as leucine-rich melanocyte differentiation-associated protein-like. The record is from RefSeq and is a predicted model, not a curated record. NCBI's taxonomy places the organism in Eukaryota, Metazoa, Arthropoda, Insecta, Coleoptera, Lampyridae. The transcript has 4 exons. The annotation marks the transcript as partial.